Trematomus bernacchii (emerald rockcod) is the source of this 1466-nucleotide messenger RNA. Its product is annotated as ubiquitin-conjugating enzyme E2 11-like. Gene Ontology annotation, biological process: protein polyubiquitination. The coding region runs from base 3 to 614 and encodes 203 amino acids. Gene Ontology annotation, molecular function: ubiquitin conjugating enzyme activity. Lineage: Eukaryota; Metazoa; Chordata; Actinopteri; Perciformes; Nototheniidae. The record is from RefSeq and is a predicted model, not a curated record. Gene Ontology annotation, cellular component: nucleus. The transcript has 5 exons.
UUAUGCAAGGCCCUCCUGACACACCGUAUAAGAAAGGCGUGUUUGAGCUGUACUGCCAGUUUGGUCCUGACUACCCAGCCAAGCCUCCACUCGUCCGCUUUGUCACAUCCGUGUACCACUGCAAUGUCAACAGUGUGGGUCGCAUCUGCCACAACAUAUUUGACCGCAACUACAACGCCCACAUCACCAUGAGAGAGAUCCUAGACGCUGUGUACGGACUGCUGAUCAUCCCUGAGCCUGAGGAUCCACUGGACAGCAUUUUGGCUGAAGAAUUCCUGACGAGCCUUGAGACGUAUCAACGAGAAGUUGAGAAACACACAGACGAAACUGCAGGAAAGUCACUGGAUGACAUGGAGAAAAACCUGGUGGAGCCUGUUCCACAGUUUAUACCCCAACAUCUGAUCUGUCCACUCACCAAGAAGAUGUUUGUUGAUCCUGUGAAAACGGUGUAUGGCACAGUGUAUGAACGCAAGGCCAUUGAGGAACACCUGAAGCAACACCAGUACGAUCCGUCAGCUGGCCCAGGAAAUGAGCUUGAAAUGAAAGACAUCAGAGCCGACCAGGACAUGAAGAAAAUGGUGAUGGAUCAUCGCACUCGGCAAAUUAACGUCUAAGUAACAACUGUGAAUAUUUACAUCGGGUUCACAAAUAGAAGGAAAUAAACCAGCUAUUCCUUUUAUUGAUACAACUUGCUCAGAUUACAUUACCUUUUACUUCUGAUUUAUAAUCAUAUACUAUACGUUUUUCAUUUUUCUCUAUUGAGAUAUGUGUGUUUGGGGUUAUGUUUACUGAGAUAUUUUGAUGUGCUGGUUAGUCUGACACGAAAAAUAUUUUUAUGCAAUGAUGUCGUAGUCAAAACGUUAUAAGUGAAAAGGAGCAACUAAUACCAUUUUGCAAGAAUAUUCAAGGUUUUUUCUCAAAGUGAUUUAAAGCAGGAAAUGGUUGUCAGCCUUCAAAUAGUUCCUAUUUCUCAUGUAAAGCAAUUAAAGAUGGUAUGUAUUCAAGUUGUUUUGCAUUUUACAGUUUAUGAAGUUUAUGAACUGUCAAAAACAAACUAUUUUGGGUUGAUAUAACACAAUGGUACAGAGAAGGAAAAAUAUUAAUUUAAAUAAGAAAUAAUGUAAGGAUAAAUCAGCUUUAAUAGUAUACAAUUAUUAUUUUAAAAAGGACUUUAUUCUUAAAAGAGUUUGACAAUUUUGUGUAAUGAUUUUAAAUUGUUAUAGUGUUUGAAUGUUCUUGGGAAAUUGGGGGUAACUUGUUCAUGUUCAAAUUGUAUAAUAGUUUUGCUCACAAAAUGUUGGAUUUAUGAUUAUAUUGCUGGAAGAUAGAAAUGCAACAUCUACUAUUGGAAAAACAGUUGGAAAAAUAACUCCUAUAACUGGACUGACAAUUUAACUCUCAUCUAAACAAUACAAGAGAGUAUUGGAGAAACAAAACAACACAGAAUAAACGAAUAUACAAAAGUU